AUGAACUUUAAGUCACACAUUGUCCACAACAAUAUCGACAAUAUACCAAAUGAAUUUAAUUUUAUGACUGACCCAAAAGCAACUCACCCAUAUGAAAUUUCCUUAGACUUCAAAGAAUUAACAGAAAAUAAGAAAAAAAGACAAUUGAUAGCCUUUACUGAUGGGUCAAAGGGAGAAAAUGGUGUAGGAUCAGGUGUGGUAGUCAAGAACAGUGAAGGAAGAACUUUAUACCAGGCAGCGUUCAAGCUUGCAGAUCAUUGCUCAAUUACUCAAGCAGAAUUAUGGGGUAUAUUUAAAGCCCUCACUUACAUCAGUCAGCUCUCUCACACAACCUAUAAAGAACUACUUGUCUUUACCGAUAGUAGAGCUGCUCUACAUAUACUAAGAAGAGAAAAUAACAAAUCAGCCCUAGCUAAAGAACUCAUAAAUUUGGCAACAAAAUUAGGAAAACAACUAAAAAUCUCCUUCAAUUGGAUACCCGGUCACGCUGGCCAUGCAGGAAACGAGUUAGCUGAUAAAUUGGCGAAAAAAGCCUCAAUUGCACAAACUAAAAUAACAUACUGGCGGCUUCCUAUCAGCUCAAUAACUAAGUACAUCAACCAACAAAUUUGUGCUUUAUGGCAAACAGAGUGGGAAGAAUCACCCACUGGAAGGUUGUGCUUCAAAUUCUUCCCAUCCAUCGAGGACAGACAGAAAAACAGAAUAUUCAAACCAUCGUUCCAAACAACACAAUGCCUGACAGGGCAUGGAUGUUUUAACUCAUAUUUGCGCCAUUUCAAGAAGAGAGACUACAACCAUUGCGACGCAAACACGAACAACGAAGAUACCGUUCAUCACUUCCUCUUUGAAUGCACCAAAUAUACAACCCUCAGAGAAAAUUUCAAGAGAGAUAUGUAUCACAGAAGGGAAAAACUGGCUGCCAAAAGAGAACAAACUUAUAAUGAAUAA
Messenger RNA from Centruroides sculpturatus (bark scorpion), 948 nucleotides. RefSeq lists its product as uncharacterized. The record is from RefSeq and is a predicted model, not a curated record. Gene Ontology annotation, molecular function: RNA-DNA hybrid ribonuclease activity; nucleic acid binding. The transcript has a single exon. Gene Ontology annotation, biological process: DNA replication, removal of RNA primer. The coding region runs from base 1 to 948 and encodes 315 amino acids. NCBI's taxonomy places the organism in Eukaryota, Metazoa, Arthropoda, Arachnida, Scorpiones, Buthidae.